Messenger RNA from Seminavis robusta, 3221 nucleotides. The record is from the annotation of a GenBank genome assembly. NCBI's taxonomy places the organism in Eukaryota, Bacillariophyta, Bacillariophyceae, Naviculales, Naviculaceae.
GCUCCAUACCGUACACGCGGACCCCAAAAGGAACGCUGUCGCGAGGAUCAAAAAUGAACCAUCACCGCAAACAACAGAAGCAACAUUCUUGAGACCAAGACAUGCUAUUUUCUCAGAUCAACAAAGAGCGACAUUGCAUACCCCCAUCGCCAACCAAGCAACAACCAACGGCAGUAUUGACCGCUAUUGCCGAGCCAUGAACGACCAAAAGAAAUCCGCUCAAGAUCAGGCUACCGACGAGGCUACCGAAGAGGCUACUACUAGUACCGACGAGGCCACCGACGCAGCCAAUCUUGACACAGACGAGGGCACAGAGGCGUGUACUUCGCCCAACGAGGUAGACUAUGGAACUGUCACAUCCACUAGAACCAUCACUCAAAGUGCUGGAGUUCCUAUGGACGACGCUAUUUCCACCACACCUACUACUUCUCGUGGUGAUACAAAUACCAGUACCAGCAAUGGUGCCAUGGGGCAACCCGUCCGUGGGCCACAGGAAAUUCCUUUUAAAACGACUGGGUUGAAUCCAUUCAGUCCUGGGAGUUCCACGCCUGUCCCUGCUGCAUUGACUUUGCCUACUGCAAGUUUGAACAGUGGCCCAAGACGAUUUCCCCAAGAAAAUGCAGCAAAUGCCAACAUGGCUAGUAAUAACAUCAAUACAAGCAUUCCCGGAGCGGUCUUGCGGAGGAGUCAACAACAGCAAAAGGACGCCAAGGAGGCCAGUACAUCGAGCGACGCCAGGACCAAGCCUGCACCUACAACAACAGUAAGUCGUGGUCUCAGGAGAUCUGCUGAAGAAAGGGCAGCCAAGGCUGCUGCUCGAGGCAGUGCUGGGAAUUCCACAACUGGGGCCUCUGCCACCGUUCCUCUUGGAGGCAAUCUCAACCCUGAACCCAUCACCAGCAAGAAUGCCACGGUGGUUGCUCCUAUUCAACAUGGAGUAUAUCAUGUGGCUGCAAGUGCUACCUCUAGCGCCACAACUGGUGCUCGUUCUUCUGCGUCAUUGCCUCGUGGGCUUGGCAAGCAAAGAAAAGAAGCUGAUCCAUUACGAGAGUCUACAGAUGUCACAAUAACUAAAUGUGGGGCAAUUGUUCCUCCUCAAAGGAACAAUUCUGCCCAUGACAAUAAUACUACUGGCACACAGGAGAACGAUACUUCUCAAGAAAUUUUCCGUGACCCCAACCAACCAGAAAAUGCAACUUCCAAUCGCCAAGCUUUAAUGGAGGAUUUAGUGGGUGGAAUUGCGCCAAUCCCCACCUCACCUUCAGUGGCACAUCAAGGCAGGAUCAACAACCAGCCAAGCCGACCUGGAGCCUACAUGGGCGAAAACAUGCGGCGUGUAUCCGAACUUGAUUUUGGGCUUGUUGGAACUGAUGCCGCAGCGACAACCAACAUUCUGCGGAAAAUGAUCCUGAGGUUGUUCUUCCACCAACCCCCGAUACUCUCCAAAUUCAAAAUGCCACCAGUGACCAAGGACUGGUUGAAGCUAGGGCCAUUACUGAAUCCAGCAUGUUCAUAUGAAGCCAAGCAAGUUGAUGAUGAAGUAUUGGAACAUCAAUGUGACAGAGAGAAAAAGGAGAGACAUUGCCGAAGAGUAGGCUAUGCUAUCAUUUUUUGCGCAACUUUUAUCAUUGCCGUCAGUCUAGGAGUUGGACUGAGACCAAAGCCCGAAGUGACCAUACAUGCUACACCAACUGCACCAACAGCAGCACCAACUUUGGGCCCAACCUCACUGGAAUCGUUCCUUUUGUCCUUGCUCCCAGACCACACAAUCAAGGCAAUGGAAGACAGGAAUUCGGCACAAUACAAAGCCUUUGAUUGGCUUCUGAAGGAUCCAUCUGUCUACGAAUACCCAGAGUGGAGGAUUGUCCAGAGGCAUGCUGUAAUGACCGUAUUCUAUGCCACUGCCGGUCCCACACAGUGGUUCAACAACACAGGGUGGGGAAACCACAAUCUACAUGAAUGUGUAUGGUUUCAAAAACAAGAAUUUGCCAUGAAGACAACUCUACAAGAGAUAUACCCUGGCUUCCUAUCAGGCUUCUUGGAGCCUCUACCUGACAGCCAAUGUGACAAGCAAGGGCGCUAUCUUCAUUUGUGGCUGGAUCAGAACGACCUUGAGGGUCCUCUGCCGGAGGAACUUUAUAGUUUAACUUCCCUCCAAGCGCUCUCUUUUGGUCUGAAUUCUCUUCGCAACACGAUUUCCAGCCAUAUUGGGAAGCUAAGCCAGUUACAGGGGCUUGCCGUUUUCUCCGCUGGGCUGUCGGGGUCUCUACCAAAGGAAAUGGGUGAUUUAUCACUUUUGGAAAUCAUUGCUCUAUACGAUAACAACUUGGAAGGAUUUCUCCCUCAUGAAAUCUGGCAACUUGGCAAUCUUGAUAGUCUUGCGCUUGGCCGAAAUGAGAGGUUGUGAGGCACAAUCCCCUCAAUCAUUGGCACUUUACCAAAGCUGAGGUGGAUAGUUAUGGACGAUUGUGAUUUCUCUGGGACAAUGCCCACAGAAGUUGGCCAAGCCAAAUCCUUGGAGUGGUUGGUUUUUGUGAAAAACAACCUUUCCGGAAAGAUCCCAAGCGAGCUCGGAUCCCUUUCAAAACUUGGGAUCUUGUCGCUAGGAGGCAAUCAACUGCAAGGGACUCUGCCCACUGAGCUUGGCCUGCUAGCAUCAUCUUUCAUUGUGGAUUUCAGAUGGGGUGCACUUACCGGUACGAUUCCAACUGAGCUGGGCCUGCUGUCACUGUGUUCUCUGGGACUGGAGUCAAACCAACUUUCCGGUACAAUUCCCAGUGAGCUCUCUAACCUGUCGAACUUGGAAACUCUUGGCCUCGGAGAAAAUGACUUGACCGGUGGAAUCCCUUCGGAGUUUGGAUUCUUGACAUCCCUUGGCUGGCUUUCUGUUGCAAACAAUUUUCUUAGCGGAACUAUGCCACAGGAGUUGGCUUCCCUUCAGCCGUCCCUCUAUACUCUCCAAGUUGAGGGAAACCCUUUGCUCUCUGGUGUGAUACCAGAAUCACUCUGUAUUGUGGAUGGUGUGUGCGUAUCCAUCAGCUUCUUUGAAGAUUGUGUGGGAGCCCUUGGAACAUCUUUUGACUGCACAGAUUUGCUUUGUGGCUGUGACUGUCCUUGUUAGUAACGAUCGAGCCAGAAUAUUCUAGCUAGAGGGUUGUUGAGAAAAGCAGUUGCAUCACCUGCCGUGCUGACUCGACUCAUUUAUCUUCCAUAGUUAGUCG